Chiloscyllium plagiosum (whitespotted bambooshark) is the source of this 2666-nucleotide messenger RNA. NCBI's taxonomy places the organism in Eukaryota, Metazoa, Chordata, Chondrichthyes, Orectolobiformes, Hemiscylliidae. The record is from RefSeq and is a predicted model, not a curated record.
UCUUCGGAGGAUUGGUGUGGACCUGUUGGCUGAAGGGCCUGUUUCCACACUGUAGGAAAUCUAAUCUAAUCAAAAUUAAAUCUUGUUAAUUAAAAGAGACUCGUCCAGGAAGUGGCUUUCCUGUUGUCCACUAGACCAAGUAGAUUCUUUAGUUUCCAACUCUUAAAGCAGGCAGUGGCAGUAAUCUUCAGUCCAUAUGACACAGUAAGCUGGCAUACCCAAACAACAACACGCAAUGGCAAUAGAUGUUGUCCACUCCUAACUGUCCCUUGAGACAACUACAUCGCGAUGUGUCUGAAGUCACGUGCAGGCACGAAUGGGGAAGGAUGGCAGAGUUUCUUUCCUCAAGGACGGUAGUGAGCCAGAUGGGAUGGGUAUUUUAUCAUGAUAAAUGAUGAUCAUCAUGGCUUUACUGAAAACUAUCUUUGUAUCCCAGGAUUGAUGAACUUGAAUUCCGUGAGGUGCCACGAUGGGCAUUACACCAGGGCAAUUGGCUGGCCUCCGGAAAUACUCCUCAUUACCAGUGUGCCAACAUCACCUCCCCAUAUCUCACCCAGUAUGCCAACAUCACCUCCCCAUCUCUCACCCAGUGUGCCAACAUCACCUCCCCAUAUCUCACCCAGUGCGCCAAUAUCACAUCCCCCAUAUCUCACCCAGUGCGCCAACACCACCCCAUAUCUCACCCAGUGCGCCAACAUCACCAUCCAAUAUCACACCCAGUGUGCUAAUAUCACAUCUCCCAUAUCUCACCCAGUGCCCCAAUAUCACAUCUCCCAUAUCUCACCCAGUGCCCCAAUAUCUCAUCCCCAUAUCUCACCCAGUGCGCCAAUAUCACAUCCCCAUAUCUCACCCAUUGCGCCAAUAUCACAUCCCCCAUAUCUCACCCGGUGUGCCAACAUCACCAUCCAAUAUCACACCCAGUAUGCCAAUAUCACAUCCCCAUAUCUCACCCAGUGCGCCAAUAUCAUAUCCCCAUAUCUCACCCAGUGCACCAAUAUCACAUCCCCCAUAUCUCACCCAGUGCGCCAUCACCAUCCAAUAUCGCACCCAGUAUGCCAAUAUCACCACCCCAUAUUAAACCCAGUGUGCCAACAUCACAUCCCCAUAUCUCAAAAAGUGCGCCAACAUCACCAUUCCCAUAUCCCACCCAGUGCGCCAAUAUCACCACCCCAUAUCCCACCGUGUGCCAACAUCACCACCCCAUAUCCCACCCAGUGCGCCAACAUCACCACCCCAUAUCCCACCCAGUGCGCCAACAUCACCACCCCCUAUCCCACCCAGUGCGCCAACAUCACCACCCCCUAUCCCACCCAGUGCGUCAAUAUCACAUCCCCCCAUAUCUCCCCCAGUGGGCCCUUUCUUACACUGGAGGAUAUUUAGGGAGUGUAAACCAUGGUACACUUGAUGGACACAGCUCACUUGACAUGAAACUGGAACAACAGACAUGUUCAUUGUCAGACUGAUUCAUUGUCGAAUAUAAUUUUACAGAACAAUUCAGUGGCACUAACAGAAACGGCAAGCCACUUGUCAUAGCAGAAACACAUUGCGUUUGCGUUCUUCAACAGGAAACAUAUGAAGGAGAGAAAGUUCCCAAGUAUAUUUCCCUUUGCAACUUUCUUGGUCUUGUAAAAUCUAACCGGAACCAUUUCUCCAAGAAGACAUGUUCUUGUUAGAGAGAGAAGUUGGGAAUGGGGGAGACGGAAUGUGAAAUUAAUGCCGACAGUACUUUUUUGGGAAUUAAAAGUUGUGGGAUAGCGUGUCCUCAGAGGACAGACUGUUCUCUCCCAGAGUUGAACACUUAGCCACAGGGCUUGCCAAGAACUAAACCAACUCUUGACACAAACUAUACAGCACUAGUGAACUGCCACAGCUUUCUCUCCGGCCUGCUAUAACGUUGUGGGUUAAAGCCUUUUUUCCAUGGGGUUGUGAAAUGUAGUAGAAAUUGAGCUGAGCAUUAGCUGCAUAUAUGAAGGGUGAUUGUAGCUGCUUUACACAAUUGCUGCCUUGUGAAUGCUGCAGCAUUAUCGGAAGCUUGUUUCACUUGACAUCCUUUAACAAAAGUUCAAAAAUGUCAACGUGUCCCAAAUCUAGGGGAUACCACUCAACUGCAGACAUGUGUCACUGAGGUUUUAACUUGCAAUCUACCAACUCAGUCUCAACUAAGAUUUUGUUCUGAAGUAGGGUCACUAGGGAGUUGAAAUGCUAACUCUGAGCUUUGUCUCCACAGAAGCUGUCAGAUCUGCGGAGUUUCUCCAGCAAUUUCUGUUUUUUGUUUCAGAUCUCCAGCAUCUGCAGUUUUUUUUUUGUUUUACAAUAACGAUUUUGGGCUGAUUCUAAACGCAAGAUCAAAAUGCACACUGUCUUGGUCCUCAGAGAUAUUCACCCUCCGGUGACCUGCUUUACUUGGGUUGUGUACCAGAUAAUUAUUGGUACUUUCCAUGGUUGUUUUUUGGGGUAUCAAUGGGCACAACAUGUAACAAUUUUUAUGGUGUGGCAACCUGUACUUAGCAUUGCAAUGUCUUGCAAGUUAAAUUAAUGGUGCUCAAUCCUUCCAUUUAAAACUUAGAUGUUGGGGCACAUUUAACAAGAGUUAGAAUCCCUAUAGUGCAGAAAGAGGCCAUUUACCAACUCUCCAAACAGCAUUUCACCCUAUCUCCACAUUUUAU